AUGCAAGCUUGCGAGGGAGCAGCGGCCGGACGCCGGGCCUUCGACAACAUCUGCCCCAACAGGAUGCUGGAGCUGCGGGGCCGGCCCCUCGGCAAGCCCGGGAAGCUGGAGAGGAAGUUCGCCCCUCCGCGGAAGUUCUUCUCCGGUUGCAGCAGCCCCAGCCCAGUGUCGGUGUACGAGGACCCCCCGCGCACCGAGCCCGCUGUGCUGCCUGCCCUCACCACCAUCGACCUGCAGGACCUCGCCGACUGCUCGUUCCUCGGGCCCGACGCGCCGCCUGCCGGUGACUCCGCCACCUCACAGAGCCUGGCCCAGCACACGGUGGCGGACUUCGAUCUGCAGGAUUUCAGAGUCACGGUGGAGGAUCUCAUUGCAGACUCAUCCUCGGUGAUGUUACCUCCUCUGGACGGCGGAGACUUCCCCUUCUCUCCUUGCGACACACUGGACACACUGUCAUUCGGGCCCUGCCUUUCCCCUCCGCUGGACCCACAAACCCUGCAGUCUCCGCCACCGCUGCCGCCACGCCCUGCGGACGUGCCCCCAUCGGAGCAGUACUGGAGGGAGGUGGCCGACCAGAACCAGAGGGCGCUGGGCGACGCGCUGGUUGAGAACAACCAACUGCACGCGACACUGACCCAGAAACAGGAGGAGAUCGCGUCGCUCAAGGAGCGCAACGUGCGGCUGAAGGAACUCGCCAGUCGGACCCGGCACCUGGCCUCCGUGCUGGACAAGCUGAUGAUCACCCAGGCCGGGGAUGGCGAGGCGGCCGCCGAGCCCCGCCUGCUCAAGGCCACUGCCAAACGGAGUCUGGAGGAGUUGCUGGGCGCUGCGGGGCAGGACUGCGCGCGAGUGGACGCCAUCCUGAGGGACAUUUCCGAGAGCUGCGACGAAGCCUUGCAGAGCCACGACCCCAAGCGGCUCCGCCUGCAGCCGGAGGCAGCGAGCCCGGCUCCGGGGCCUGGGGGCCUGCACGGUGCCUUCCGGGGGCUGCACACGCACUGCAGCCCGGGCGCGCUCGACCUGAGCCAGGGGGAGCUGGAGGAGGACGGCGCCUUCUGCACCCCCAUCCGCAGCCACAGCACCAUCCGCACCCUGGCUUUCCCGCAGGGCAAAGCCUUCACCAUUCGGACGGCCAACGGGGGUUACAAAUUCCGCUGGGUCCCCAGCUGA
Molecule: messenger RNA, 1170 nt
Organism: Molossus molossus (Pallas's mastiff bat)
Lineage: Eukaryota; Metazoa; Chordata; Mammalia; Chiroptera; Molossidae
Gene: MCIDAS
Product: multiciliate differentiation and DNA synthesis associated cell cycle protein
Exons: 7
Coding region: 1-1170 (389 amino acids)
Biological process (GO): negative regulation of DNA replication; negative regulation of cell cycle
Cellular component (GO): nucleus
Source: RefSeq, a predicted model, not a curated record